Manihot esculenta (cassava) is the source of this 1670-nucleotide messenger RNA. Its product is annotated as serine/threonine-protein phosphatase PP1 isozyme 1. Lineage: Eukaryota; Viridiplantae; Streptophyta; Magnoliopsida; Malpighiales; Euphorbiaceae. Gene Ontology annotation, cellular component: cytoplasm; nucleus. Bases 444 to 1349 code for a protein of 301 amino acids. The transcript has 3 exons. Gene Ontology annotation, molecular function: protein serine/threonine phosphatase activity. The record is from RefSeq and is a predicted model, not a curated record.
AAUGGAUGGAAUUGGAAGCUUAUUCUUCACUUGGAAAUCCAUUAGUUGGCAAAAGCUGAGCCUCAUGAGCCCAACUGCAAAAAACUAAAAACGGUCAAAAUUUUCUAUAUUCUGCUACAAAUCGUCUGCCCCUCUUCCACCCAACCUCCAAAAAUAUCUCAACUCCACCGCUUCUUCUGCAAUCUCUCUCUCUCCCUCUCUCUAGAUGAUGAGAUUCAGUUUUCAUGUAUCAAGAAAUCAAGAAUACACACAUAAAUCAGACAUGGCUUACUGUUGUUCACUUUUCUGAGUUCUUUCUAUACUCAUUUCUUGGAUUACAAUGCCAACAUGUUCUAUGUAUCAAGAAGGAAGAGACAAUAACCAGAUAGCAAGAACCCACCAUCAAAAUUAGAAGGAAGGAAACAAAAGAGCAAGAGGAGUGAAGAAAUCUCCUCUUGGAUCGAAUGGAAGGAUUGGAAGGGAUAAUACAUAGGUUAUUGGAAGGAAGGAAUAAUAGAGGGAAACGUAUUCAGCUUACGGAGGCUGAAAUAAAAAACCUUUGUCUCGCUGCCAAACAAGUCUUCCUCGCUCAGCCUGUUCUUCUUGAACUUGAAGCUCCCAUCAACAUUUGUGGAGACAUUCACGGCCAAUAUCCGGAUCUCUUGCGGCUGUUUGAAUCUGGUGGGUUUCCGCCAGAUUCUAACUACCUCUUUCUUGGAGAUUAUGUAGAUAGAGGUAAACAAAGUAUAGAGACUAUAUGUCUCCUCCUAGCUUACAAGCUGAAGUUCCCAGACAACAUCUUCCUCCUCAGAGGGAAUCAUGAAUGUGCAUCUAUCAACAGAAUAUAUGGAUUUUAUGAUGAGUGCAAGCGCCGUUUCAACGUCCGUCUGUGGAAAACUUUUACUGAAUGCUUCAAUUGUUUACCAGUAGCUGCAGUGGUGGAUGAGAAAAUUUUAUGCAUGCAUGGUGGACUUUCACCAGAAAUGGAGAGCUUGGAUCAGAUCAGAUCUAUAGAAAGGCCAGUGGACGUGCCUGAUCAGGGCCUUCUAUGUGAUCUCCUAUGGGCUGAUCCUGAUAAAGAAAUCAAAGGGUGGGGUGAAAAUGAUAGGGGUGUCUCUUAUACCUUUGGAGCUGAUAAAGUGGCUGAAUUCUUGAAGAAACAUGAUCUUGAUCUCAUAUGCCGAGCCCACCAGGUAGUUGAAGAUGGGUAUGAAUUCUUUGCAGAUAGGCAGUUGGUUACUAUAUUCUCAGCACCAAACUACUGUGGAGAAUUUAACAAUGCAGGUGCACUUAUGUGCGUCAAUGAAAGUUUGCUCUGCUCAUUUCAGAUUCUGAAGCCCUGCAAAGGAAAAGCAGAACAACAGGAAUAGUUGUCUUGUGGAGCAACAGGGAAGCACCUCUCGUCCACCAUAGUCAAAUUAGCUAGUGUUCUCUCUUUUGACGUGUACAAUAUUCAUCUUCCAAUUCAAAACAAGCCUCUAUUCAUAGGUUGAUUCAUGUAAUUGAAAUAAUUUUAGAAAAAGAAAAAGAAAAAGCUGUGUAUAUAAUACCUUAAAGGUGCAACUGUUGGUUUGUACCUUCGAAACAAAUAAGUGGGUGCAUAUUCCCUCUGUUCCUCCAAGUUCAUUGCCUGCUUAAGACAUUCUUUGUGCAAAAGCUUCCAAAUAAGUCAUUGCAUUAUUUUUUUUUUC